This is a messenger RNA of Yamadazyma tenuis ATCC 10573, 1413 nucleotides long. The record is from RefSeq and is a predicted model, not a curated record. NCBI's taxonomy places the organism in Eukaryota, Fungi, Ascomycota, Pichiomycetes, Serinales, Debaryomycetaceae.
AUGGAAAGAGAUCUCAGAGUGUGGCAGGUACAUCGCACUGUUUCUGCCGUGUUUGAAAUCCGAUCCAAGCGGUUGUUGAAUUCGUAUGAUAGACUACCUGCGGAUAUCAAGAUCGGGAGAAUACGAUGGGAGCAUACGCUAGAUGGUGUGAGUACGAAGGUGGCUGUUCUGGUGGAAAACUAUUCGAUAGUGGCCAUCUAUGACAUUUUCACCUAUUCGGAUCCGAUUAUCAUUCAACAAGAGGCUUCUGAGGGCAUACAAGACUUCUACUGGAUCCCACCCGUGGCUGAGCAACAACAGGAAGAAGAAGGCUCGUACACAAACUCGAAACAGUUGAUUGUGUACACGAAAAAUCAUUUGCAAGUGAAGCUAUACUCUCUUGAUUGUGUACAAAUUGUGUGGAAACUCACCAAACCGGUUUCCAAGACACCAAUUUUCAAUCCACAAACACCAAAUAUGUGGUCACUAGUACUUGAGAGCCGGUCAGCUGAGGUCAACGACCAGAACCCCAUUGUUUAUCACUUUUAUAACGAAGGGUCGGUGAGCAAAUUGCUUUAUAGAUUCAAACUACCUAACCCGUUGCUAUCGGACGACUUUGACCUUCACUGGAGUUAUUCUGGUAAGUGGCUUAUCUAUUUGAACAGUGCCGACUCGCUUUUCGGGUUCAAUUUGCAGGUGUUUAACUCGCUCGGAGUUAAUAAGAGAAAGUUUAACCUAUCGGAGUUCAUACCUACGGGAGACCCCAUCAUUAACUUGAACUGGUUGAACGAUGGUUUAGGAGGCGAUGACUCACCGGUGAAGUUUGGGGCUACCGAGUACUUUGUUACAAACAUAAGCAUCGAUUCCAUCACUGACUAUAUUAUGGUGCUAACGAGCGAUUCUGAGGAGAUCGAAAUCAUCACCAUUUCUGUGAAAGACUUCCGAGUUGUCAGCAGAGAGAAGGUACGAAACUUUGUGGGUGCCCAAAUAUGGAGAGAAAGUUAUGACGGAGCAAAUAUUCACUACGUACAGAGUAAACUAGAUGUACGGAAAGAGAUGAAGAUCAAGCGAGUGUUCAGUUUCAAAAAAAAAGACGUCAAGUACUUGGUGGUCCAGUUCCCCGACUCGAUUCUUGUCAACGAGAUCAUAAUAAACGAUGAAACCCUCAACAGUCUGAUAGUUUUCAAGCCAAUCCAUUAUAUUGUCACAGAUAAAAUAAUUACCGUGAAGCUACUCAUGGAUGAGUUAGUGGUUCUGACGCCCAGUCAUGUUUUUGCGUUCGAUUUCAAGGCCCUCCGUAUUCUACACGAAGGCCCCACUGGUGGACAAAUUGCAUACUUGGAUGAACCUGUGGUGGUUGUGUACGACGAUGAUGGUGAGCCAACAACAGCGGAAAGCGUAUACAAAACAGAUUUCACCACGGAAACGGUUUGA